Molecule: messenger RNA, 651 nt
Organism: Penicillium expansum
Lineage: Eukaryota; Fungi; Ascomycota; Eurotiomycetes; Eurotiales; Aspergillaceae
Product: putative SNF7 family protein (Cta1)
Exons: 1
Coding region: 1-651 (216 amino acids)
Biological process (GO): late endosome to vacuole transport via multivesicular body sorting pathway; vesicle budding from membrane
Cellular component (GO): multivesicular body
Source: RefSeq, a predicted model, not a curated record
AUGUACGAAGCCCGAUCCAAGGCACCCAUCCCCGCCCCUCAAGAUACCCCACUAACCAAACAACAGGUCGACACUCGAGUGUCCAGCAUAGAUGUCAAGCUAGCAGCACUCAACUCCGAACUCUCCACAUACCAAAGCAAGAUCGCGAAGAUGCGCGACGGGCCGGGCAAGAAUGCUCUCCGACAGAAAGCGCUCAAGGUCCUCCAGCGACGAAAACAAUACGAGGCGCAGCGCGACCAACUCUCUCAACAAUCAUGGAACAUGGAACAGGCGGGCAUGAUGCAGGAUAAUUUGAAGAAUGUGAUGACAACGGUGGACGCAAUGAAGACCACAACCAAGGAACUCAAGAAGCAGUAUGGCAAGGUCGACGUGGAUAAGAUCGAGCAGAUGCAGGAUGAGAUGGCGGAUCUGAUGGAGGUCGGGAAUGAGAUUCAAGAAAGUAUCUCCCGCGCCUAUGAUGUCCCUGAGGAUGUUGAUGAGGCCGAGUUGGAUGCAGAGCUCGAGGCGCUUGGCGAGGAAUCCAUGUUUGAGAGCAGCAUGGGCGAGAGUGCUAUGCCGAGCUUCUUACAGGAUGAGGUGGCUCCGCCGCAGUUUAUUGAUGAGCCGCCCGAGCAACAUAAGGUCAAGGAGGCCGCGGGCGGACUCGGAUAA